UCAAGUCGAUCUCGUAAUCCCCUAAAUCUCCUAAUAAAAAAAUCUAGUAUUUAUAAAAGUGGGAUGGAGAGUAGAGAGGAUUCAUUCAUAUCAAAAGAGAAGAAAUCAACUAUGAAAAAAGAAAAACAAGCGAUUGCAUCACAAAGAAAUAGAAGAAGAGUAAUUAAAAAUAGAGGAAACGGGAAGCGAUUGAUUGCAUCAUUAUCACAACGAAAGAGAAGAAGAAUACCUAGAGGAAGAGGAAACGAGAAGGCAGUGUUUGCACCAUCAUCACUACCAAACGAUGUUGUAGAGGAAAUCUUCUUACGACUUCCGGUGAAAGCAAUAAUCCAACUAAAGUCUCUCUCAAAACAAUGGAGAUCGACGAUCGAGUCUCGCAGUUUUGAAGAGAGACACUUGAAGAUCGUCGAGCGAUCACGCGUGGAUUUUCCACAGGUCAUGGUCAUGUCUGAAGAAUAUUCCUUGAAAGGAAGUAAAGGUAAUCAGCCUCGUCCAGAUACAGACAUUGGUUUUAGUACAAUCUGUUUGGAAUCGGCUUCUAUUCUGUCCUCCACUCUUAUCACUUUCCCUCAAGGAUUUCAACACCGGAUCUAUGCUUCUGAAAGCUGUGACGGACUUUUCUGCAUCCAUUCCCUAAAAACACAAGCCAUAUAUGUAGUUAACCCGGCCACUCGGUGGUUUCGACAACUUCCUCCGGCUAGGUUUCAGAUUUUGAUGCAAAAGUUAUACCCCACUCAAGACACUUGGAUUGACAUAAAACCAGUAGUCUGUUAUACAGCAUUCGUGAAGGCCAAUGAUUACAAAUUAGUGUGGUUGUAUAAUUCUGAUGCCUCGAAUCCAAACCUGGGAGUUACAAAGUGCGAGGUUUUUGAUUUUAGGGCAAACGCUUGGAGGUACUUGACUUGCACUCCAAGCUAUCGGAUAUUCCCUGACCAAGUACCAGCAGCUACAAACGGGUCUAUUUAUUGGUUCACGGAACCAUAUAAUGGCGAAAUAAAAGUGGUAGCUCUCGAUAUUCACACUGAAACGUUUCGUGUGCUACCUAAGAUUAAUCCGGCCAUUGCUAGUUCAGAUCCUGACCAUAUCGACAUGUGCACUUUGGAUAAUGGUUUGUGCAUGUCGAAAAGAGAAUCGGAUACGUUGGUCCAAGAGAUAUGGAGGUUAAAAUCAUCAGAAGACUCAUGGGAGAAGGUUUAUACCAUAGAUUUGCUUUCUUGUUCUUCUUCUUCUUUAUCUGAGUUCCGCGAUGGAUUUAAUUGGACACGAAAAGAUUUGGUUGAGCCAUCCACACCAGUGGCGAUAUGCAAGGACAAGAAGAUUCUGCUCUCACAUCGCUAUGCCCGCAAUAUGAUCAAAUACGAUCCCCAAAUAAAAUCUAUCAGUUUAAUUUACCAACCUCCUUUGUGUAGAAGAUAUGCUUCUUAUUUUCAGAGUUUGAUCUCUCAUAUAUAAAAUGCUUUGAUGUAUUUGGAAGCAUGUAAUGUAAGAAACAAAGCAUUAAUUGUUUGGAUUGU
Arabidopsis thaliana (thale cress) is the source of this 1514-nucleotide messenger RNA. RefSeq names its product F-box family protein. The record is from RefSeq and is marked reviewed. The transcript has a single exon. The coding region runs from base 64 to 1452 and encodes 462 amino acids. NCBI's taxonomy places the organism in Eukaryota, Viridiplantae, Streptophyta, Magnoliopsida, Brassicales, Brassicaceae.